Drosophila sechellia is the source of this 1993-nucleotide messenger RNA. Its product is annotated as skin secretory protein xP2. Gene Ontology annotation, cellular component: RNA polymerase II transcription regulator complex. Gene Ontology annotation, biological process: positive regulation of transcription by RNA polymerase II. The transcript is spliced from 2 exons. Gene Ontology annotation, molecular function: transcription coactivator activity. Bases 89 to 1849 code for a protein of 586 amino acids. Lineage: Eukaryota; Metazoa; Arthropoda; Insecta; Diptera; Drosophilidae. The record is from RefSeq and is a predicted model, not a curated record.
ACGGGGUCUCCAAGAUGGUCAUCAGUUAAUCGGUUACGUUCGCUCGGUGCACCUCUAGCUUCCUCAGAUUCAGUGAACCCCAGUGAAGAUGAAACCCUUUGCCUUUAUCGUUGUGGCUGCUCUCAGCCUGGUUGUGGUCAGUGGACGCCCGGGUGCCCAGUAUCUGCCACCUCUGCCGGUUAAGGAGGUGUCCGCUGCGCCGAGCUUCCAGCAGUUGGUUCAGCCUCAGCUCCAGCAGCACAUCCAGUCGCAGAUCCAUCCCCAAGUGGAGUCCAUUCAGGCCUCGGUGCCGCUGGCUAGCUUCACCAUCCAGUCGAGUGGACAGCAGCAAUAUCAGAGUGUCCCAGCCCCAGCUCCAGUUUCCAUUCCAGCACCUGCUCCAGUGGUAAUCUCCGCUCCAGCUCCCGCCCCUGCUCCCGUGGAGGUUUCACAGCCGGCUCCCCAGGUGAUCUAUGAAGCACCCAAGCCUGUGAUUGCCACACAGACGGCGGUGAAGAACGCCUAUUUGCCACCCGCUCCUGCCCAGCAAUUUAUGCCCGCUCCGGAGCCAGUGGUUGCGAACAUUGCACCACAGCAGGAGACCAUCACCACCACUUACACCGCCUCAGCUCCCGCUACCGUUCCAGCACCCGCUCCAAUUGCCAUUCCAGUUCCUGCAGUGCAGGAACAGCACCAGGUGUUCCAGCAGACCUACUCCGUUCCAGCUCCUGCUCCCGUGGUCCAGCAAACAUACUCCGCACCCGCACCAGUUGUACAGGAACAGACCUACACCGCUCCCGCUCCCGUGCAGGCCGUGCAGCAGACUUAUUCAGUUCCCGCUCCAGUGGCUCAGGAACAAUACUACAGCGCUCCUUCUUCUGUGGCUCAUCAGACUUACUCCGCUCCUGCUCCUGCUCCAGCUCCAGUUCGGGAACAAUUCUAUAGUGCUCCUGCCCCAGCCGUUCAGCAGACUUACUCUGCUCCAGCUGCUGCUCCUGUCGUUCAGCAGACCUACUCCGCCCCUGCUUCAGCGCCUCAGCAGACUUACUCCGCUCCAGCUCCAGCAGUCCAGGAGCAAACUCAAGUGGUUCAGACCUACAGCGCUCCGGCUCCCGCUCCAGUUGCUCAGCAGACCUAUUCCUACCCAGCUCCAGUGGUGCAGCAAGCGCCAGUGGUUCAGACAGUGGCUCAGCAGACACCUGUGAUUCAGCAGACCUACUCCGCUUCGGCUCCCGCUCCUGUGGUUCAGCAAACAUACUCCGCUCCAGCCCCUGCGGUUCAAGAGACCAUUCAGCAAGCCCCUGUUAUCCAGCAGGCUCCUGUAGUUCAGCAGAGCUACUCCGCUCCGGCUCCCGCGCCUGUGGUUCAGCAAACAUACUCCGCUCCAGCUCCUGUGGUUCAAGAGAACGUUCAGCAAACCCCUGUAGUCCAGCAGAGUUACAUCGCUCCUGCUCCCGUUUCCAUCCCUGAGCCCGUUCAGCAGAUUGUGCAGCAGCCGCAGUACAGUGGUUACUCCUACCAGACUCCUCAGCAAGCUUCAGCUCCAGCUCCGGUUCAGGUGUCCCUUCCUGCUCCAGCACCCGUAGUGAUCUCGACUCCUGCUCCGGCUCCAAUUUCUAUCCCAGCUCCAGCUCCUGCGCCUGUUCAACUGCAGCAGUCCUUUGUGCCAGCACCACCAGCUCCCAUCCAAGUCCAACAGCCAGCCCAACCCAUUGUACAGUACUCAGCACCAGCGGUGCAACAGCAGGUGACCUACACUCAGCCCGCUCCUGCUCCAGUUCAAGUUGCCGCUCCAGCUCCGGUUGCGGUUUCCGGUCCCGUGGAGAUCGGAACCAGCUACGCCGCCAAUGGUGGUUACCUGUACAAAUAGGAUGCCCGUGAACGGACCCCAGCGGAGGUCCGAACUCGCAUCGAGUUGGGUAUUCAACGAUUCAGCUGAAUUUAGUGUUACGUAGCCAAUUUCUAGCACCUUAUAAUUUUGUUAAUCAAUAAAUUGUUUUUGUUUUAUUAAAAA